Sphaeramia orbicularis (orbiculate cardinalfish) is the source of this 4911-nucleotide messenger RNA. Its product is annotated as protein kinase C-binding protein 1-like. Gene Ontology annotation, biological process: regulation of DNA-templated transcription. The transcript has 23 exons. Gene Ontology annotation, cellular component: cytoplasm; nucleus. Bases 369 to 3965 code for a protein of 1198 amino acids. Gene Ontology annotation, molecular function: protein binding; transcription corepressor activity. NCBI's taxonomy places the organism in Eukaryota, Metazoa, Chordata, Actinopteri, Kurtiformes, Apogonidae. The record is from RefSeq and is a predicted model, not a curated record.
CACAUAAAAAAUGGAGGCUUGAGCAGAGCAGCAGUGGUGUCCUUAACACAGCCUCUACAUGAUGCCUUUUUCACCUCUGAAACCUUCCCUUAAGGCAAUAAUUUCCAGAUUCCACACCUGGAAGCUUCACAGCAUUGUUCUAUGAGGGCUGCCCCUGCCUGCACUGAACAAAGAUAAUUACUCAGGAAACAUUUCGGCCAAUCAGGCGCAGCCUUCUAUCUUGCCUGUUAGGCAAGCGACCAGUCAGGAUCUGGCUAACAUCACUGGGGCCUGAUCGCCUUGCCUGAAGAGCGGAGCCUUCCCCGGCUGAGGGCUGAGAGUGUCCUCCAUGUUUUAUAAGUGUUGAUAUAACAGUGUGUCAGGCAGCCAUGCAUCCACAGAGAGAAAAUGAGUUGAGAGAACAACCAGGGACGAAACCAGGGAAAUCAGGCUUUUCCAGUGCUGCGUGCACAAAACACAGAGCAAAGAUCAGAACACAGUCCAACUACAGUCUUACAGCAGCAGUGUAUUCUGAGGACGGCAGUGCAGGUCUGGCUGAGGAGGAGAUAAAGACAGAGUCUGAUGUGGUAGAGGGGAUGGAUUCAUCUGUACGAUCCAAAGUCCCUGAUCCACCAGGGUCUGCAGAACGAUCGGUGGGACCACAGAAGAGAAAGGUAUCGAGUCCCACCCAUUCCUCCAAUGGACACUCUCCAUCAGACACCUCACCCAGCCCGCUCAAGAAAAAGAAAAAGCCAGGGGCUGUCAACUGUAACAACAAAGAUCAAUCAGAGCUAAGACAUGGUCCCUUUUACUAUAUGAAGCAGCCAGCACUCACCACAGACCCUGUUGAUGUUGUACCGCAGGACGGCAGGAAUGACUUCUACUGCUGGCUGUGCCACCGCGAGGGCCAGGUGCUCUGCUGUGAGCUCUGCCCCAGGGUGUACCACGCCAAGUGCCUCAAACUACCAGCUGAGCCCGAGGGCGACUGGUUCUGUCCAGAGUGUGAGAAAAUAACAGUUGCUGAAUGCAUAGAAACUCAGAGCAAGGCAAUGACAAUGCUGACAAUAGACCAGCUCUCGUACUUGCUCAAAUUUGCACUCCAGAAAAUUAAACAACCUGGGACCGAGCCUUUUCAGAAGCCUGUCUCUCUAGAACAACAUCCAGAUUAUGCAGAGUACAUCUUCCACCCCAUGGACUUGUGUACCUUAGAGAAGAACAUUAAAAAGAAAAUGUAUGGCUGUACGGAAGCUUUUCUUGCUGACAUGAAAUGGAUCUUACACAACUGCAUCAUCUAUAAUGGAGGUAAUCACAAAUUGACAGCAACUGCAAAAGUCAUCGUCAAGAUUUGUGAACAUGAGAUGAAUGAGAUCGAAGUGUGUCCAGAGUGUUACCUGUCCUCCUGUCAGAAAAGGGACAACUGGUUUUGUGAGCCAUGUAGUCAACCCCAUCCUUUGGUCUGGGCUAAACUAAAAGGCUUUCCCUUUUGGCCGGCAAAAGCACUUCGGGAAAAGGACGGUCAGGUAGAUGCACGGUUCUUUGGACAACAUGACAGGGCCUGGGUUCCCAUCAACAACUGCUACCUCAUGUCCAAAGAGAUCCCAUUCUCUGUGAAAAAGACAAAGAGCAUAUUCAACAGUGCCAUGCAAGAAAUGGAGGUCUAUGUGGAAAACAUUCGCAAGAAAUUUGGAGUUUUUAACUAUGCACCUUUCCGUACACCCUACACACCCAACAACCAGCUCCAGAUGCUAGUGGACCCAUCCAAUCCCAGUGCUGGAACAGUAAAGACAGAGAAACCUGAUAAACUUCGAUUCAACUUUGAUAUUACAGCAUCUCCUAAAAUGGUCCUUAGUAAAAGCUCCACCUCCAGCGGCAUGAGUCGGAGGGUCUCGAUGACAGAUAUGCCUCGUUCUCCCAUGAGCACCAACUCCUCAGUGCACACUGGAUCUGAUGGGGAGCAGGAUGUGGAAAAGGCCAAUAGGAAUCCCGCUUUCCACUACAGCACCGGAGAGGAAUCCAUGGAUUGUACAGCAUCUCCUGUGUCAGGGAAGAUGGGUCCUGCAGGCAGUGUGACAGGAAGCCCAAAAUCCUUUAACCCUGGACUGGUCCCCAAACAGGAGAGGACUGCAGGAACAGGCAGCAUCCUCAACCUCAACCUUGAUCGAGUUAAGGCUGAGAUGGACUUGAAGGAGCUGAGUGAGACUGUACAGCAACAACAGCAACAGCAACAACAGGGAGCGCCAGCUGCCCCACCUACUCCAAAGCGACCUAUCAGGAGCCUCGACAAGACUAUCGAAAGCUGCAAGGCACAACUAGGGAUAGAUGAGAUAUCUGAAGAUGUAUACAAAGGUGUGGAUCACAGUGACUCUGAAGACUCGGAGAAAUCCGACUCAAGCGACAGUGAAUACCUCAGUGAUGAGGAACACAAGCCAAAGAGCUCUGCCCAGGACAACAAGGACAAAGCAGAGAGAAAGAGGCCCAAAGCAAGCACUGAAGGAGAGACUAAAGAGGGGGUCACAGGGACGGGGGAUAAAGCUACCCCUGAACCCAAAGACAAGCAGGGUAGUAAUGGUACAGACCGGGAUGUCCAGGACAAGCCCAGAACACCCCAGGCUCAGCCCCACACUGACAAAACCAAGACCCCAGAGGAGGGAAGAGCAGCAGCAGCCUCAACAGGAGCUGAGCAAGACUCAGAUUCUGAAAGAGAGCUGGUGAUUGACCUGGGGGAUGAACAUGGGAGCCGUGACUCUAAGAGGGCGAGAAGAGAGCAGGGGGCUUCAGCUGCAAAAAUGAUCAAAGAGUCCACUGUAAAGUUAGAAGCCACAUCUGGACGGGAAGCUGCCUCCAAUCUAAAAGACUCUUUGCAACCUGCCAUCACAGCAGCCCUCAACCUUGUUUCCACUACAGCUUCUGGUCAGCCCAGUGCCACCACAAACAGCAGCGGUUCAACCAGCGCUCCCUCUCCCGCCUCCACGUCAGUCUCCACAUCAUCGACAGCACCUGCAGCUGUAAAGAAACAGCGCCCUCUUCUGCCCAAAGAGACAGCUCAGGCAGUGCAGCGGGCAGUGGUUUGGAAUCCAACAAAAUUCCAGACCUCCUCUCAGAAGUGGCACAUGCAGAAGGUGCAGAGGCAGCAGCAGCAUGGGGAACAGACGACGCAGACGUCAGCCCAGAAUCAAGCACAGACCCGCAGUCCACAGCAUUUGCAGUCACAACAGCAGAAUUCCUCUUCAAGUACCCGCUAUCAGACCAGACAAGCAGUCAAGGGACAACAAAAAGACUCACCUCAGAAUACAUCCUCAUUAACAACUACCCAAGUCUCAUCUAGUAGCUCUUCCUUUAUGCCAGACUUGCAGAUCCCAACAGUCUCAGCGGAUGUAGCUGCAGAUAUAGCCAAGUACACAAAUAAAAUUAUGGACACAAUAAAAGGGACAAUGACUGAAAUCUACAAUGAUCUUUCAAAAAGCACUUCAGGAAACACAAUUGCAGAGAUAAGGCGGCUAAGGAUAGAGAUUGAGAAACUUCAGUGGCUUCAUCAGCAAGAGCUGUCGGAGAUGAAACACAACUUGGAACUGACAAUGGCAGAGAUGAGGCAGAGUCUUGAACAGGAGAGAGAACGAUUGGUGGCUGAGGUGAAAAAGCAGAUGGAGCUGGAAAAACAGCAAGCAAUUGAUGAGACCAAAAAGAAACAAUGGUGUGCAAACUGCAGGAAGGAGGCCAUCUUCUACUGCUGCUGGAAUACGAGUUACUGUGAUUAUCCCUGUCAGCAAGCCCACUGGCCAGAACAUAUGAAAUCCUGCACGCAGUCAGCCACAGCUUCACAGCAAGAGCCAGAAGCGGAGCCCAACUCGGACCCUUCAGUCAAAUCAUCAGGCCACUCUCCUGCCACACAGACACUGCCAUCAGGAGCAGGAUCCAUAUCAGACAAAAGCAAUUCUCCCACAUAUAUGGAAAAAAGCAAGGACGGUGCAGGCGUUACUGUGACCUAACUGCUACACUACAGACAUCCUCAUGUUUUGAAAGGUGGAUGUCGGGCUUGGAGUCCAAAACACAUGGUCUCAGACACAACACUUGAAGGCCUGAGCUUCUGUGACAAAUCACUUUGAUUUUUCCAUUCCCAUCUGCGUAGUGAUCAGACUGUUUAUGUUUCUCUUACACACAGUGUCCACAAGUCUGUGUUCAAGUGAUAUAUCCAUGUGAAAGUAGUCUAUAUUAAAAUGUGAGUCUGUUUUCAUCCUGUACGUUUGUCAUAUCUGUGUCACUAUAUUGUUUCAAAUCGGUGCAAGAUUGUAUCAGCAAACUUUCAGUGCUGCUCUCAAGUACUCCAAUGCUGUUUUAUGUUGUUGAUUGUUCACCAAAUCAGGCAAAACAACCAUCAGCAGAUGAAAAUGUUCACUAUCAUAGUGCCAUUGGACAUAUUUUGAGUUAUGCAAUUUCAACUUUUUUGUUUCAAACCAUGGUUGCUUCAUGUCACCUGAGAGAUUAUAAUUCAUGCAACUUUUUCUCAACUGUGUCACGGCAUUUUUUGUUUAUACCAGUUUUGUAUUGUAGUUCCACAUAAAAAAUAUUUGUGAUUUAUUAAAAAGAAUUUAAAAAUUUAAACUGUACAAAAUUUUUGUAAGAAUAUACCUGAACAAUAUUUAUAGUGUUAUAUGUUUUUAUAGUAUGUUUAAUUAAAUAACAUUUCUAUGUGUCAAAAUUAUUUGGAAAAAACUACUUAUGAAUGUCGGCGCUUUCUGUUUAUAAUCAGUUAUUAAAACUGAUGUAAUUCCUAGUUAAAGAACUGGGUGGGCAUAAAGAGAAACUGCAUUUUGGCUGUAUAUUAAUUCCUGUGAGCAUGUCUGUUUUUCUAAAUCUUGUGUCACGUUACUGUUUACAUAUUGUACAUAAAAUAAAUGGAUUUGUGAGGAAAAUAAAAUUGUUCUGCAUAUUUCA